AUAUCUCUAAAAUGCAUCUGGAAAAACUAACACAAUUUGGAUUACACCGCAUUUAUACAUCAAAUCUGUGGAAUUGACAGAGUUGUCAAUUAGUUUUAAAUUAAAGUGUUUCAUUUACGUUUCGUAGCGCGUUUUUAUGUGUAGCAUCAUCAAAUCAACGACAUAGCAGCAACAGCAGCAGCAGCAGAAACAACAACAACAACAACAACAACGACAACGGGCACAUCUAACGCUGCAGCUAACAGAUGAGCCCCAACAACAGAUGUCAAUUGCUGCAGCCGAAAAUGCAGGGCUUAGCCCAAGUGACUUACCAGAUCAUUGGGCCUCAGGUACAGCAACAACAAACGGAGCAGCAACAGCAACUGGCAACAGCAACAAACACAUUGGCAGCAACAGCUACAGCAACAACAACAACAACACAUCUGUUUGCAAUCUGCCGCGCUCAUCACCGGCCGCUGCGACCGCAGCAGUUACAAUACAAACCGCUGGCGGUAACGUGGUAACCGGGCCGGGUCCGUUGCCAGCACCGGUGGCUCAGCUGCAGCACGGUUUGGCGCCCAGUACGCCAUUGCAGCGCGCAACGGCUGCUAGCGGUGGUGCUGGUGGUGGUGUUGCUGGUGCUGCAGGCGUAACGCCCUCACCAGCACUAGUUGCCGCUGCCAGCAACUUGCAGCAACAGCAGCAGCUACAGCAACAGCAACAGCUCCUCUAUCAGCAGCAGCAGCAGCAGCUACAGCAGCAACUCAACUCGCACCAUUCACACCAGAGCAAAUCUUCAACAGCUGCUACCGCAGCGGUGCAUAUUACAGCUGCGCUCCAGCGCUCCGCCGUCAUCAUGAAUGCGGUGGCAUCGCCGAUUCCAGCUAACUCAGCGAACCCGGCACGCAAGAUCCGCCGUAAGACGGACACUAAAGUUAAUUUGCCCCAAUCGCAAAUAAACAAAUGCAACAAUGAGAAACGCCGGCGUGAAAUGGAGAACAAUUAUAUUGAGCAGCUCUCCGAGUUUCUGCAGCUCAACAAACGUGGAGAUAUGACCUCAACGAAACCGGAUAAAGCGGCAAUAUUAAAUCAAGUGGUUCGAACGUAUCGUGAUAUUUUUGACAAAGGCCAAAGCCGUGAUAUAUCCUCAACAUCUACAAAUAACAACAAUUCUUCAACAACGACCAACAACAACAACAAUAAUAAUAACAAUAAUAAUAAUAACAACAACAACAAUAAUAAACCACAAACAACCUCAACGCGUUGUACGCGCUGCGCCACAGACAACUGCUCGAUCCACCCUGUGCAACAGGGUGAAGUAUCCUCGACAGAGCCACCGCUGCCGGAGCCCUCGUUGCUGAACGGCCAAGUGCCCGAGAUAUCGGCAUACUUCGAGGCGCUCGAGCACUACAUCAGCUCGGUGGGUUGGGUGCUGCUGCAGGUGAACGCGAACGGCAUCAUUGAGUCCUGCACUCAGAAUAUACGCGAACUGAUCGGCUAUGAGAAGCAGGAGCUUUUCCACCAGCCGCUCUACAUGUACCUGCAUGCGGGGGAUCACGCCAAGCUGGAGCCGAUCAUAAACAAUAUGUACAGCAACAGUGGAGGCGGUGGUGGCCGCGUCGGCGUGGUUGGCGUUCCAGGUGGUGCGGCGGGCAGUUCGGGCGGCAAUGCGGCUGGCGGCGGUUGGAGCGAUCUCGAUGAGCUGAACAACGGUAAUGCCUCACAGCAGUCGGCGGGCUCUAAUUCCAGCUCGAAUGCCGGCACUGGCCAUGGCCAUGGCCAUGGCGGUGGAGCGGGCAAAUCUAAGCGCAGCAUCUCCACUAAGGUGCGCAUGCUAGUCAAGGACACGCGACCGGCCACACAGACCUCCUCAUCAUCGUCGGCAAACUGCGAUGGCAUGGACCAGAAGCCACUAAGGCAUUCCGGGCAGCCGGAGAAGUACGAAGAGGUCGUCUUAAUAGCAGCGCCAGUCAAGGAUGAUGCGGAUGCCAGCAGCUCGGUGUUGUGCCUGAUCACACGGCCUGAGGAUGAGUCGCCACUGGAGAUCAACAUGCAGCAGCAUGUACACCAGCAGCCCAUCGAGCAGAUGACCUUCAAGCUGGACGUGCACGGGAAAAUACUCAACUUGGAUGCGGCGGCACUGCGCGAGCCCUUCAAGCAACAUCUGCAGACGUGGGUGGGUCGUCUAUGGCAGGAUCUGUGUCAUCCGCACGACUUGUCGACGCUUAAGGCGCAUCUGCGCGACAUCCAGGACUCAGUGGCGGUGCAUUCGCCAGGCAGCUCCGCAUCUGGUGGAGCCGCCAUAUCGAAUGUGAUAUCGCGUCCGUUUCGCCUGCGCCUGGGUGCGCCCGAUGUCUACAUGCACGUGAAGGCCAAUUCGAGACUGUUUCCCACUCAGACGCCCGGCGACAAUGACUUCAUCAUGUCCGUGCAGACGCUGCUCAACUCGGAGAACGAUAUGAACAGCAACAACACGGGCGCGGGAACGGGAACGGGACCGGGCACGGCCACGAGCAGCGGCAGUGGGAGCGUGAGCGGCAGCAGCAUUGCCAGCAAUGUCUCCAUGGGUCUGAGUCAGGUGUGCGCCAUGUUGCCGGGCGCCUCGUUGGCCAGCUCGCUGGUCAAUACGCUCAGCAUGGACACCCUGUCCACCGGCAGCUCCUCCAACUCCAACAUGCUGCCCACACAUCUGCUGGGCGGUCUUGUGGGCGGCGGUGGUCAGCACAACAACAACAGCAACGGUAACAGCAACAGCGGCACACAGAGCACCACAAAUGUGGGUGGACCGUUGAUGAGUUCGGCCAUCAUUAACGGCGGUGGGCUGCCCCAGCGUCUGGGGGGGAACAGCGCCUCCUCGGCCAACUCCUCGGCAGCGCAACUGGUGAAUGCCUUCACAGCCUCGCCAGCGCCCGUGGAGCAUUCGUUCUAUGGCAGCGAUACGUUCGAGUUUGAUAUUGCACAUUCCUCCUUUGAUAUGGAUCCCAGCGGUGGCGUCGGCCCGUGGUCCGACUCGCGUCCCAAUUCACGCGCUUCGGUGGCCACGCCCGUGAGCACGCCGCGCCCGCCCUCCGGACAUGGCUUCAGUCCGGCUGUCUGCGCCUCGCCUGCCACGCCCUAUCAGCUAUCCUCGCAUUCGGCGGCCAGUUUGCCCUCGCCGCAGUCAAAUGCGAGCGCCGGUGCCGGCGGCAGCAACUACGGCUUUAACUUUCACUACGAGCCCACGGACAGCAAACCGGAUAAGGAGCAGCAGCAGCAACAGCCGGGUAGCAACAACAACAUGCCCAAUGGCGUGAGUGGAUUGCUGGUAACACAACAGCAACAACAGCAGCAGCAGCAGCAGCAACCGACGCCGCCGUUGCAGGAAAGCUCGGAGCGACUGCGUCAUUUGCUGACCAAAUCGCAGAGCAUGGCAAGCGGUUUGGGCUUGGGUGAAGAGGAUAAGUACUUUAAGCAGGAGUGCACCGAGGAGGAGAAGCUCAAUGUGGGCGCUGCCGGCAGCUUUAAGCUGGGCAAUCCGCCACCACACGCCGCUCUCUUUGGACCCAUGGGGCGUGGCGGCGCUGCCAACGCUGCGCUGCUGCAGAAGGCGGGCAACUCACAGAAUCCGAUGCUGCUCAAGCUGCUGAAUGAGAAAACGGAGGAGGAUGAUGGCAGCAAUACUGGCGCAGGCAGCGGAGGUCCUGGCGGCAUGAACAAUGCGCGCCAGAGUGAACUGAUGCGUCAGUUGCAGAAGGACGAUGGGCCAGGACAUGGCAUGCUGGGUGGCGGGAGCGGCGGCGGUGCUGGCGCCAACAGCAACAACAUGAGCAACGAGGAUCUCAAGCGCAUGCUCAAAAUUCAGAGCGAUCCGGCUAUGAGCCGCAAGCGUUCCCUUAACGAGCCCGACGACGACAUCUCGGCCAAGCGCUCCGAGGAUAAGCCCAGCAAACUUUGCUCGCAGAACAAGAUGUUGGCGAAGUUGCUGCAGAAUCCUCCGAAGCUGCCGAAGGCGCCCAAUCCCGAGCAGCCACUGCAGGUGAAGACGCUGCCGGACAUCACCAGCUCCUCCGGCAGCGGUCCGUCGCUCUCUGCGCCCGGCAAUCUCAUUAGUGCCGGCAGUACGGGUCCCAAGGCAGCAGCAGCCGCUGCCAGCAAUCGUGCACGCAAGCAGCAGCAACAAUUGCAGCAACAGCAACAACAGCAGCAACAGCAGCAGCAGCAGCAACAACAGCAGCAGCAACAGCAGCAGGCGACGCAGCAGCAGCAGCAGCAGCAAAACGAAGUCUACCUCAGCCAGCAGCAGCAACAGCAGCUGGCCUACCAACAGCAGCAACAGCAACUGGCGACCACAGCAACUACCUCAAUUACCACAGCGGCCUCCACUUCGUCAGCUGCAGCUGCUGCGGCAGCCGCCGACUCAGAGCUCUCCAAGCUGCUGGACAGCGUCAUGGAUUAUUACACGGACGACACGCCCAUUGUGCCGGCAGCGCCUUCGGAGGCAUCGGCCAUAAGCGAUAUACAAAAGUCGCUUAUGCUCGAUGUCGAGUCGGCGGCCUUUGGGCAUGUGAUGAACCAGCAAUUGCUGAUGUCACAGCAGCAGCAACAUCAGCAGCAAUUGCUUGUGCAGCAACAACAGCAGCAGCACCAGCGUCAGCAACACAUGCAACAACCACCUGCUUAUCCAGGUAUGCUGGGCAUGCAGCAGCAGCAACAAAGCCAACAGCAGCAACAGCAGCAGCUACUGCGACAGCAACAAAUGAUGGAAGCCAUUCGCAGCAAUCAGGUGUUCCAACGCCCACCGCCCAUGUAUCCAGUGCGUGGGCGUGGCCCCAUGAAUGCCGUAGCCACGCCCAGCGGAAAUGUGGUGUUGCCCCAUCAGCAAAUACGCAACAUGCGGCAACAACAUCAGCUGGCGGCGCAGCAACAAAAGGAACGGCUGCUCCAACAACAGCAGAAGCAACAGUUGCUGGUUCCCGAAAAUGCCACUGGCAUCAAUGCGGGCAUCAACAACAUCAACUCGCUGAUGAACACAACGGUGGCGCCCAACGUUUCCCUCUCACGCACCAAUCUACCCGCGGAUGCGCAACUGAGUCCCAACUUUGCGCAGACGCUAAUGCUGAGUCCUGGACGCAGUGCGCCCUACAGCCCGCAGCCCAAUCAAGGCUAUGGUCCGCAAUUUCCUCAGAGCGGGCAACGAUUGUCGCCGCAACAGCAGCAGCAAGCGAACUCCCAGCAGCAACAGCAGCUGGCAUAUUUGCAGCAGCAGCAACAACAGCAGCAGCAGCAGCAGCAACAGGGAGAUGGAGUGCGAUCCAACACACCUUUUGGCAGUGGGUCGGGCAUGCAGUCGCCAGGGAUGCAAAACAGUCCACAGCAAUGGCCCAGCUCGGCUGGUGGUGCUGGCAAUAGUGUUGCCGCUGUGGCCGGUGGUGGCGGCGGUGUCGGCGGUGGUGUUGGUGGUGCAGGCAGUGGACCUGGCGGACCGCUGCCGACCGGCAACGCGGCUCGCUCACUGCAGCAGCACAAUAAUCCAUUGCUCAUUGCGCAGCUGCAGAGCAACUACACUGCUCGUCAAUACCAGCAGAGCCAGCAGCGACGCGGCCUCAACUCCCCAGGCGCCGUCGGACCCGUGGGCAACAAUGCGGCCGCCUUGCAGCGACAGAACUCGUUUCAAAACGCCGGCGCAGGCGCCACAACGCCCGACGGCAGCGGCAGCGGCAACGUAGGCUUUGGUGGAGCUGGACCCCAAUCCCCCUACGGCAAUGCGGGUGGCAAUACCUUCCAGCAGCAGCAGCAGCAGCUGCAGCGACUCCAGCGACAAGGCAGCGUGCCCCAAGCCACGCAGCAUUUGCCAGGCUCGCCGCGCUUCGGUUUGUCGCCUGGCAACAACAGCCACAGCCACAGUCACAGCCACAGCAGCACCAACAACAGCCACAACAAUCACAAUGAUAGCGCCGCCGCCGCCGCUUCCCAGCAACAGCAGCAACAACAGCAGCAGCAGCAACACCAGCAGCAACAACUUAUGAAUGGCAUGAGCAUGUCGCCCCAUCAGCAUCCGGCCAUGAUGGGUGUAAACGGCAUGGGCAGCGGCGGCGGCGGCGGUGGCGGCGUCAAUGGCAUCAUAGGCCUAGGAGGUGGAGGUGGCAAUAGCGGACCAGGCGGGGGGAAUGCCUAUGCAGCCCUCGCGGGCUAUGGCCAGGCAGCAGCACAGCAGCCGCAAACUGUGAAUGAUUUCUAUGGUCGAGCGCAGACCGCUGGCGGCGGCGCAGGCGGCAAUGCCAAUUCGGAGUUUGUCAAGCAGGAGCUGAGGGCUGUGGUGAGCGUGCGGGCGCAGCAGGCGGCAGCAGCUGCCACUGGGGGCGGUGGUGUUGGCGUGGGCGUGGCACAGCGUGGACAGACACCCCAAAGUCCGCUGCAACAGGGACCAAUGAUUGGAGGCGGCGGCGGCGGCGGCGGCGGUGCUGGAAGUAGUACAAAUGUUAUGGGCAAUGUCACGCCCACGGGUCUGGGAGGAGGCGGUGCGGGCAGCGGCAAUUCCAUGCUCAAUACACCGCCAGAUCCAACGCUGGGCUUUAGCUUCGAUACGCCGGAUUUCUUUACAAGCAGCGCCACAAGGUGACCCUAAGGCGUCGAAAGUACUCAAGGAACUUCUAGCCACAACGACAAAACUAAGAUAUAUUCAAAAUAAUGUUCUUCAAACGCAUUUAAAGCAACAUGUUGCUGCAUUUGGUAGCAUGCAACAUUCACUUGCAACAGAGCGCACGGUCAAGCAUUGUGGAUAAUUUGACAUAUUUAUGUUAGCUGCACUGUAACAUAAGCCAAAAUGUUAAUUAAACAACAACAACUACAGCGUGCAUACAAAAAUAUGUAUUCACAUAUAUUUAUUAUUAAAACAAAUUAGCAAAUAUUAAAUGUAAUGCAUAAAAUGGGAACCUCGUAUAAAACACAGCAAACAUUUAUCGAUACGUAUAGUAAAAUAUUUUGAAACAAUUGCUGCUAAAUUAUACAAAAAAGAAGAAAAAUAGAUUAAACACGAAAA
Drosophila busckii is the source of this 6997-nucleotide messenger RNA. RefSeq names its product neurogenic protein mastermind (gene tai). The transcript has 14 exons. Gene Ontology annotation, cellular component: nucleus. Lineage: Eukaryota; Metazoa; Arthropoda; Insecta; Diptera; Drosophilidae. The coding region runs from base 263 to 6577 and encodes 2104 amino acids. Gene Ontology annotation, biological process: cellular response to hormone stimulus; positive regulation of transcription by RNA polymerase II. The record is from RefSeq and is a predicted model, not a curated record. Gene Ontology annotation, molecular function: protein dimerization activity; nuclear receptor binding.